ACUAACAUCACUAACCAGUUUGUCCAGCCGGUUUGGCUGCUCUCUCUCUGGACGGUCGCCUACAGUCUCGUGCUGUUGGUCUCGGUGAGCGGGAACGUAAUCGUUAUCUGGAUCAUCCUUGCGCACAAACAGAUGCGGACAGUGACAAACUACUUCCUAUUGAACCUGGCCCUCGCGGACACGUCCAUGGCGGCCUUCAACUCGUUCGUGAACUUCGUUUACGCUGCGCACGGGGACUGGUACUUCGGGCUCGCCUACUGCAAGUUCCACAACUUCCUUCCGGUGACAGCGGUGUUCGCCAGCAUCUAUUCCAUGGUGGCCAUCGCCGUGGACCGGUACAUGGCCAUCAUCCACCCACUCAAGCCCCGCCUCUCGGCAACGGUAACCAGGUCUGUGAUAGGCUGUAUCUGGGGCAUGGCGGUUGUACUAGCGUUCCCGCUGUGUUACUACUCAACCACCAGACAGAUUGGGCAGAGAACACUGUGUUACGUCUACUGGCCUCGCACUGCACAGGACUCAUUCAUGUACCAUAUAAUAGUAGCAGUGUUGGUGUAUGUGCUGCCUCUAGUGGUGAUGGCUGGUACCUACAGUCUGGUGGGGAGGACACUGUGGGGAGGAGAGAUACCUGGUGACUCUAAAGAUAACUACCAUCUACAGAUACAAGCCAAGAGGAAGGUGGUGAAGAUGAUGAUGAUUGUGGUGGUAACGUUUGCAGUCUGCUGGCUCCCCUACCACCUCUACUUCAUGAUAACAGGACUCAACAGACAACUGAACAGAGUCAAGUCUAUACAACAGGUGUAUCUGUCAGUGUUGUGGCUGGCUAUGAGCUCCACCAUGUACAAUCCUAUCAUCUACUGCUGUCUCAAUAACAGGUUCCGUGCAGGGUUUAAGCGUGCAAUGCGCUGCUGUCCGUUCGUCCGUCUGUCUGAAUACGACCAGAUGGAACUACACAGCGCCCGUUUCCAUGCCAACAGACAGAGCAGCAUCUACACCCUGAGCCGCUUCGAGUCCUGCUCCGCAGACCCACACAACGACCGCAGCGACAGGAGGAGGAGUCUGGGUGGUCAUCAUGGUAGCAUCGCACACAACGGGGUGAAUCGUCACGGAACCCGACAUACACUCCUGACACACGCUAGUUACCACGGCAACCCCCGAGUGUCCACCUCCGCCAAGGAGCUCACCUGA
Molecule: messenger RNA, 1185 nt
Organism: Salvelinus namaycush (lake trout)
Lineage: Eukaryota; Metazoa; Chordata; Actinopteri; Salmoniformes; Salmonidae
Product: neuromedin-K receptor-like
Exons: 7
Coding region: 133-1185 (350 amino acids)
Biological process (GO): G protein-coupled receptor signaling pathway; positive regulation of flagellated sperm motility
Cellular component (GO): sperm midpiece; plasma membrane
Molecular function (GO): tachykinin receptor activity
Source: RefSeq, a predicted model, not a curated record